Messenger RNA from Gregarina niphandrodes, 1395 nucleotides. RefSeq names its product nucleotide-sugar transporter. Gene Ontology annotation, molecular function: UDP-galactose transmembrane transporter activity. The record is from RefSeq and is a predicted model, not a curated record. NCBI's taxonomy places the organism in Eukaryota, Apicomplexa, Conoidasida, Eugregarinorida, Gregarinidae. Gene Ontology annotation, biological process: pyrimidine nucleotide-sugar transmembrane transport. The transcript has a single exon. Bases 1 to 1395 code for a protein of 464 amino acids. Gene Ontology annotation, cellular component: Golgi membrane.
AUGAGUGGUUUAACGGAUGUGGAGCAGAUGGCGGCUCGUCAAGUGUAUGUACCGGUAUCGUUUGAGCGUCGUGAGUUGGCACGGAGGACUUUGUUGAAUAAUGAUGUGGUUAAAAACCUCAGCCGGAAGGAAUUGAAGGAGCAUCAACCGUUUGUGGACAUGCUACUGUUCGUCGUAACAGUGGUGGUGAUGGGUGUAUCGUCUAUUGCCGACCAGUUGGCCGUGAUGGGUUCGGGAAGUGUUAAGAGCAUUGAAUACAUACCGAGAAUGCCCUAUGUAUUGCAGUACUUUCUCUCCACCUUAGUGGCGUGUGUUGCAACUGGUUUCUUUAUAGACCCAAGACGUAUUAAGGAGAUCUUCUCGCUUCAGGGCGUCGUUGAUUGUCUACCGAGUUUGCUAGCUGUGGCGGCAUCAGAUGUGAUUAAUCUCCGGAUGCAAGUCCAGGUGGACCCUGGCUUAUGGAAGGUCAUGUCUCAGACCAAACUUUUGUUCACAGUUCUCUUUGCCAAACUCUUUCUUGGUCAAACCGUGACCGUGACGCAGUGGUGUUCAUUGACUGGUAUUAGUCUGACCAUUCUUGCUUUCUCUUCACGAGGCUUGCAGGAGAUCAACAUCCCUUCCUACUAUGCCCUUGUGGUCGUAUACCUUGUCAUGAUAGCGAAUGUGGCGGGUGGUAGUCAUUGCGAGUUUAAGAUGAAACAACGAAAUGCACCCUUCUUCAUUGCCCUUGGCCAGAACCGAUUCACGGGGCUACUAAUCAGUGCUACAGUCGUGCCCUUUGAGAUCACCUACGCUGGUCAAUGGUCGAUCUUCCCCUUCGGCAACUUCCACUCCGGUGUCUGGACCAUGCUAUGUUUCGACUUACUAAAAUGCUGGCUGGUUAUCGCCGUUGUCAAACGUCUCAACUCCAUAUUCAAGACUCUCGCCGUCUCACUCGCCAUACUUGUUACGUACACCAUCUCACCUCUCGUACUACCCAACGCACCAUUCUCUAUCAUACAACUUUGUAUGAUCUGCGCCAUGGCUACUCUUAUACUCGCUUACGCAUCCGCUAGAGUGGACGCUGAACAAUUAUUUGAAAAGGAAGUUCUCUAUGCUAAACCAGGAAAUGAGCCCCAAGACACGGCAAGCACUCAACCACCCACUCCACACAACAGUCGAUCACCCAACAGACGAUCACCCAACAGACGAUCACCCAGUGGCAGAAACGUCUCCACUCGCUCACCAUCUCGACACCGACAUACUAGUCACUCACCAUCGAGUAAUGUUCAACAACGUGAUACUCGAAACCAAACACAAGGUCGACGAUCAAGCGACCACUCAUCUUAUGAUCAACAAUCCACCGACCGCUCCGGAUCAAAUACAGAAGACGAGGAAUACUUGGCGCAACCCUAG